CUGAUAGCACGGAUUCAGUACGUACUGGGACCUCAAACUACGCGGACUUAUUCGAUAUGUGGCUAUAUAUUGCUCUAGGGCUAGUUGCUUUGGCAUAUAUUGUGUUCAAAAGUUGCAAAUAUGACUACUGGGAGAAGAGAGGAGUGCCGACGGCAUCAGGGAAUGAAUGGUUCUUUGGACACUUCAAGCCGAUUUUUCUGUUGAAGAAACACUUGGUUGAAGUUAUGGAAACUAUUUAUAAAGAAUUUCCUGAUGCACCAUUGGUUGGCUACUAUGUGAUGAAUGUCCCGACUUUGAUGGUCAGGGACUUGGACACCAUUAAAACGAUCCUUAUUUCGGAGUUUUCAAGCUUCAAUUCUAAUGGAAUGAAGUAUGACAAGAAAGCCGACCCACUCGCUGCAGCCCACCCAUUCUUCCAAUCUGGAGAAGAAUGGAAAACUACCAGGGCCCAAGUAACGCCAUCACUGACUCUGGCCAAGCUGAGAGGCUACAUCCCCAAUAUAUUCAAAGUGGCAGACGUUAUGGUCAACCAUGUGAAGAGGAGCAAAUCAAAAGAAAUAGAGACACGAGACUUGGCAAUGAGGUAUGGUACGGAUGUCAUCGGAAAUGCCAUAUACGGCAUAGAAAACAAUUCGUUUGAAAGUGACGACUCACUUGUUUCGCAUUUAACAAGAGAACUCGAGUUUGAGAGCUCUGUUAAAGAGAACAUUAAGCUCUUCUUAAAAAACAUGCCAAUAAUAAGUUGGUUGUUCCCUGCAAGAUUGGCAACACUAAAUCUCCAACACAUGAUGGUUGCGAUGACCCGCAAGAUAGUGAAACAGAGACUAGAGACCGGUGAAAAACGAAACGAUUUGAUUCAACUGCUUCUAACGCAGAAGGAAAAUGAUACAAAAGGAAUAAUUACAGAUGAAUAUAUGAGCGGACAAGUAUUCGUGUUUAUAAUAGAUUUAUACGAGACUGGAAGUAACGUCAUAGCAAUGCUUUUAUACCUACUUUCGAUACACCCUGAAAUCCAGGAAAGACUCCGAACUGAAAUCAAAGAUAUAAAAGCAAGAAACAAAGGAGAAUUCACCGCUGAAGAUAUUGAAGGCGCAAAAUAUCUUGAAAUGGUGUAUAACGAAUUGUUGCGGCUGUUCAACUUUUUCCUCUCUCGCGAAUGUACCAGAGACUGUCUCGUACCUGUGCCAGGAUCUGAACCCUUCAAGAUAACCAAGGGUACAUCCGUCGCUAUACCCACAGGGGCCAUACAUAAGGACCCCAAAUAUUACCCGGACCCGGACAAGUUUGACCCGGAGAGGUUUACUGAAGAAGAGGUGGCUAAGAGACCGAAGUUUACAUAUAUGCCGUUUGGAGAGGGACUUAAAAAGUGCAUAGGUGCUCGCAUGGUGACACUACAUAUAAAGAUAGCGCUUAUCAAGAUCCUCGACAACUUCAAGUUGACUCCUUCACCUAAAACGAAGUAUCCGUUUGAGAUAGACCCCCGAUUUACGCUUACUCUUCGACCUAAAGGCGGUUCUUGGAUUAAUUUUGAACCAAUUAAUUAGUAACAGAAAAGCAGAU
Molecule: messenger RNA, 1560 nt
Organism: Cydia amplana
Lineage: Eukaryota; Metazoa; Arthropoda; Insecta; Lepidoptera; Tortricidae
Product: cytochrome P450 6j1-like
Exons: 9
Coding region: 57-1544 (495 amino acids)
Molecular function (GO): heme binding; iron ion binding; monooxygenase activity
Source: RefSeq, a predicted model, not a curated record